Dicentrarchus labrax (European seabass) is the source of this 802-nucleotide messenger RNA. Its product is annotated as M1-specific T cell receptor alpha chain. Bases 16 to 405 code for a protein of 129 amino acids. Lineage: Eukaryota; Metazoa; Chordata; Actinopteri; Moronidae. The record is from RefSeq and is a predicted model, not a curated record. The transcript has 5 exons.
ACAAACACCGCCAAAAUGACGCUUGGAGUUGGAAUAAAGCUGACUGUGGAAACACAGAAUGAGUAUGCGCCGUCCUACUACGAAGUGGGAAACAAAACCGCUUGCCUGGCCACUGGUUUCAGCAGAUACAAUGCAACAAAAAGCCAUCCAGACAAUCUCUUUUCUGAUAAGACGAUGAAUGCUACUCUGAUAUCAGGAGACUCGCUGUACAACCAGGUGGUUUUGUUAUCAGACGAAGGAAAAUGUGAACCAGAGGGUACUCAAGCUGAGAACUGUGAAGAUACGCUGGAACCAGAUCCAAUGGUGAACCUCAUGGCUCUUAUUAUCUUGGGCCUCAGACUGCUCUUUCUCAAGACCAUCGUCUUCAACGUCCUAAUGACUUUUCGACUGUGGAUCAGUCAAUAAACUGCUGACCAUCACCAGACAACAACUCCAAGACUGUGGAGACUGUGAUCCAACUUCACAGAACGACUCUCUGAUCUAUUUGAUGAAACAGAAGCUUCAUUUCUUCCUUCAUCUGCAUCUCAUACAUCUGCAUCAUGUAUAGUAACAUGUAUAAAUAUCAUAUCUCCUGUUAAUCUGUUAUUAUCAUACUGUUGACAGACAUGAAGGUAUCCUGUAAUACACAACACAACAUAAUACAUGAAAUCUUUACUAUGUUGAAGAAGUUUUUUUGUUGCUUUUGAUGAAUGAAUUUCAACUCUUUCUGUCCUGCUGAUGUAAAUAUCACAGUUACAUUUAACAAUCUGAUUGUCUGCUAUUUCCUGUGUGAAGCUGUUAUAAUAAAAACUGUAGAAACAGA